Messenger RNA from Pteropus alecto (black flying fox), 1313 nucleotides. It is a transcript of the gene SNCA, whose product is annotated as synuclein alpha. Gene Ontology annotation, cellular component: axon terminus; neuronal cell body; cytoplasm. The coding region runs from base 102 to 524 and encodes 140 amino acids. Lineage: Eukaryota; Metazoa; Chordata; Mammalia; Chiroptera; Pteropodidae. The record is from RefSeq and is a predicted model, not a curated record. Gene Ontology annotation, molecular function: cuprous ion binding. The transcript has 6 exons. Gene Ontology annotation, biological process: regulation of dopamine secretion; chemical synaptic transmission; synapse organization.
GAGGAAGAAGACCGAGACGACGAAAAGGGGACCCAAAAAAGGGGGCGAGCGACCGAGUGCGGCGACGUGGGGUGAGUGUGGUGUAAAGGAAUUUAUUAGCCAUGGAUGUAUUCAUGAAAGGACUUUCAAAGGCCAAGGAGGGAGUCGUGGCUGCUGCUGAAAAAACCAAACAGGGUGUGGCUGAAGCAGCAGGGAAGACAAAAGAGGGUGUUCUCUAUGUAGGCUCCAAAACCAAGGAAGGUGUGGUUCACGGUGUGACAACAGUGGCUGAGAAGACCAAAGAGCAAGUGACAAAUGUUGGAGAGGCGGUGGUGACAGGGGUGACAGCAGUUGCACAGAAGACAGUGGAGGGAGCAGGGAGCAUUGCAGCUGCUACUGGCUUUGGCAGAAAGGACCAGUUGGGCAAGAGUGAAGAAGGAGCUCCACAGGAAGGAAUUCUGGAAGAUAUGCCCAUGGAUCCUGAAAACGAAACUUAUGAAAUGCCUUCCGAGGAAGGGUAUCAAGACUAUGAACCUGAAGCCUAAGAAAUACCUUUGCUCUCAGUUUCUCAAGAUCUGCUGACAGAUGUUCCAUCCUGUAUAAGUGCUCAGUUCCAACAUGCCCAGUCAUGACAUUUUCCCAAAGUUUUUACAGUGUAUUUUGAAGUCUCCAUCAGCAGUGAUUGAAGCAUCUGUACCUGCCCCAAUUCAGCAUUUCGGUGCUUCCCUCUCACUGAAGUGAAUAUAUGGUAGCAGGUUCCUUGUGUGCUGUGUGGAUAUUGUGGCUUCAAAUAGAAAAUGUUAAAACAAAUUAAAAACACCUAAGUGACUACCACUUGUUUGUAAAUCUUCACUAUUUUUUUGUUGUUGUUGCUCUUGUUGAGAAGUUGUGAUUUACUAUCAUAUAUAAUAAGAUUUUUAGGUGUCUUUUAAUGAUAUAUUGUGUAAUUCAUUAAUAUAUACAAUACUUAAAAACAUGUGAGCAUGAAACUAUGCACCUAUACAUAUUAACUAUGAAACUUUACAGUUUUGUGAUGUGUUUUGUUAACUUGUGUUUGUAUAGAAAUGGUGAAAAUUAAAAUAAAUUCUCAUUACAAAAAUCUUUUUAAAUCCCAUCUCACGUUAAUAAAAUCAUGCUUAUAAACAACAUGAAAUGAGAACUGACACUAUAACCUAAAUAUAAAGUUGACAGACAUUUGAAAGAGGAGAAACUUUAGAAGAGUUAGACAUAAGAUAAAACAUUGACCCUUCACUCUUGGAAUUACCUGAAGCAACUCUAUGCAAAAGUAUGUUUUGAUGUGCACUGGUUCCUAAGACGCUAUACUGAAAAACUGA